Messenger RNA from Drosophila yakuba, 1811 nucleotides. Its product is annotated as MKRN2 opposite strand protein. Bases 801 to 1706 code for a protein of 301 amino acids. The record is from RefSeq and is a predicted model, not a curated record. NCBI's taxonomy places the organism in Eukaryota, Metazoa, Arthropoda, Insecta, Diptera, Drosophilidae. The transcript has 6 exons.
UAUUGAAUUAAUUGAAUUUAUUAAACAGCUGUUGUAGCUUAAUACCUAUCGAACCAACAGCUGUGUCAAGCAAACGAGUUGGCAGCCCAGCCUAAGUCAGUGUUUAUUCGGAUCGCGACUCAAAAACAACUUGCGAUUGGAAUCGAAGUUUGAAAUGUUCGUCGCAGCUAACAAUACUCAUAUAUGAUAGACCAAAUAGUUAUUUGACCAAAUCGGCUUAACUCCACUGUGCUAGGGUAUCAAAUGGACCUCUGGGCUUUUGCUUCGGUUUUUCCCUUCAAAAGAACAAAACAACUGAACCAACACCAACUAAAGUGAACUGAAAGUAUCUAAUUGUGCAAUUGUUUGUUUAAAGUGCAAGUGAACGCGAUACUCUAAUAAAACUAUUCGGAUCAGUGGUACAAAUCAGAAACCGCAUCUCUCGUAAUUAGCCUGAUGAAUCCAGCGCAAAGUAGGUCGGCUGUCAAAGGGAUUUCAGUGAAACUACAAUCACCGCCGACAUUUUAGUCCUGCAAGCCACUACUUUAUCCCCAAAGUCAUAGAAGUCGGCGCAUUAAGUUGGCCUGGCCAAAAGCCACAAGCACCAAAGGCAGCUGGCCAACGGGGACGAGCAGAGUGGCACAAUAGACAAAGUGUAUCAAUUAUAAUACGGGCACAAGGCGAAGGAUCCCCAGCCGGGGGCCAAAGGAAGGGGAGCCGGUAUCCAGUAGCCAGUAGCCAGGAGCCGGAAAACAGAGUCCAGGAGUUGAAGCUAACACAAAGAGAAAAGGGAAUAAAGAGUCAACCACACUCACAGAGCCAUGUUGGCUACGACAAGUACAACCACAAUUACCUCGGAUCCGGGCAUCCUCUGUUUUCAUCACUGCAACGUGAAAGUUUUCUGCUUCACUUUGCCGCACACUUGUCCCCAUUGCAAUGCCCCACUGGACGCGGAUGUGAAUGCGGAUACGGAUGGGGAUGCAGAUGUGGAUGCGGAUCCGAGUGCGCAACUAGACAGGGCCAUGCCACGCCACCUCCUACUGCCCUUCCGCCUGCCAUAUCCUUUUGUGCGGGCCACGCAGCAUCCGUGCGCCAUUGUCCUGCGUCCCUCCGCCGGCGAUUUCCUCAACGAUUACAGCAACGCCACCGAUUUGCAUAUCGCAGUGACCACAUCCGGCGGCGACAUCGUGGAGUUCGAUCGCUUUGGCCUGCGCCGCCAUCGGCGGGAUGAUAAUCCUCCGGAGUGGCGUCAGUCGCUGAUGGUGGGCGAUGUGCCGGAGCCGUGGCACGAUUUCUGGGACGAGGUCCUGCAGCAGAUCUGCGCCCAAUCGGUGCGGUGGUCCAUUGCCAGCUAUGCGGAGGAGAGCCACAACUGCUACGCCUUCGUCCUGGCCUUCCUGCAGGCCCUCGGCCACGCCCACCUGAGCGAGGCCGCCCGCAGCAAGACCGCCUUCUGCGAGCAGUGCAUCGUUCCAAGGACGACGACGGCGGGCAAGUACAUCUCGCUGUAUCGCAAAAUCCGCAGGAGCGGCAUCUACGUCCAUCGCCAGCAGGCCAAAAACCGCAGUAAGCCAGCAUCCGCAACAACUCCUCUAAGUUCCUACGCCGCGGAUUCGUGCGAUGGCCUUGGCAGCAGCAAAAAGGUCUCAAAGAAAGGAUACUCCAGCAGCAGUAUUACAGGACUUGCCACACGCCCACGACCCACGCUCUGCACCAUCGAAGAGUAAUUAAUCUAUUAGAGCGAAAUUGUGUAUGCAACUUUACGAAGACUUAAUCGUAGUUAAAUUUAAUAAAUGAAUAACAACAGUUGUACCUUAAAUUUCAAUUAAAAA